UGUGUACAAAAAUUAUGUUUUAAAUAUAAACUGAACGUCAGAGAAAAAACAAGCAAUUAAAGAGCAAAGCACGUCAGGCACGUUAGCAUUUGCUUUGAAUUAUGGAAAACAGCACAGGCAGCGGCAGCAGCAACGCCAGUAGCAGCAGCAGCAGCAGCUGUAGCAGCAGCAAUGGCUGUGCCGCUACUGCGCCUUCAAUGCAACAACACAAUGAGCAGCCGCAAACCAAGCGUCAAAAGAUUGAGCAGCAAAUACGUUUGGUGGGCGACAAGUCGCCACCGGAUAUACACGAGACGGCGCCCGAUGUUAUGGAUGCCAAUGGCAACAAUAAACAGCACCAUUUAUGCUCUUCACUUUCCUCCUCCUGCUCCACACAUUCGCUGUGCAGCAACAGCAACAACAAUUCACCCACAAAUACGCCUGGCAGUUCGCGUGCCGCCAGCUAUGCACAGCUACUGGGCGGCGUACAAAGCUUAGUCAACAACAGCUUGCCACAAAGCCAAACCAACGAAGCAGCCAGCAGCGAUGAAGUCGAUCGCGCGACACAGCUGUCCGAGUUGCUUAUAGCCGCACAGCAGGCUCAAAAGGAAAGCACCAAGGUUCAGAGUUCAUCAGCCAGCGAUGACAUGCUGGAGUUUGAGCAAUCCCUUACACGCCAGUGUCUAUGUGGCGUGUCGGAGCGCACGUUACGCAAACCCUUUCAAUCCCACUACUCGCAUGACUCGCAGGGACAGAAACGCAUUGCCAAGCUGCGUGAAUGGCCCACCAACAAACUGCUGCAGUUUCUUUCCAAUCUACAACUGCUCUUUGACAUCUAUUUGAAACAGAACGCCAAGGGCUAUAUCUGCACGCGUAUAAUGGAUGUCUGCGAUGCGUUAAUACGCAACGAUCACAAGCUGAUCGAUGAGAUUAUUGUGCUGGCUGGCUAUAAUAAUGCCUAUGUGCAGUUCUUAGCUGGGCGUGUGCUGGCUGCAUUUUUGGUCAUAGCCAAGCAGCAGCUCAACGAUGAAUGGCUGCAAAAGAUUGUGGAUCAGCUGUUCAACUAUGAGCGCCUGGACAAGGCGGCGGUGCAGAAAAUACACUUUAGCUUAGAUAUAAUCAAACGCAUUGUGGAGUGGAAGGAUGUGGAACUGCAUCCGCUGGAUGAUGAUGCCUAUGCAGCGGCCACUGUAGCAGCCGCGGACAGUGCGCCCGCUGCUGAAGCUUCCUUGAGCUAUAUGCACUUGCCUGUGCAGCAACAGUCGCUGGCUACCAACUACUUUGCGUUGCAAUUUCGGGAAGCUACUGACAACGUCGAAGUGGUUGCUGACAGCGAACAGAAGUUCUCCAACAACAGCAGCAGCAGCAUACCCGCUAGCUAUAUGCCCGCCAGUGGUUGCCAUGUCGUAGCGCUCAGUGACUCUGAGAGCUUUGAUACCACGCACUUGAAGUGCAUUACUAUACAAAAGUUGGAGCACAAAUGGCCAACGCUGGUGCAGCAUAUGUCGGAGCUAAUGGCGCCAGCGCAUCAGCAGAGCGCAGAGCACUGUGUGCUAAACUUUCUGCAGCUCUGGGAGAAUAUUAUAUCGGUGAAGGCAAAUCUUUCCAUAGACGAAACGCGCCCCUUCUAUGCGCAACUGGACAAAUUUGAGCUGCUGCUCAAUCACAAUUUAUCCUGCACGAUUUAUAAGCAAAUGUUGUGUUUGUUUAACGAGGCAUUGUGCUAUGGCUCCACGCUGGCGCUGCAGGACAUGCUGCCCGAGGAGACCUGCAAGCUGGCGCAUCAGAUUGUCUGUCAUGUGCGUAACUUACGCAUAUUGGAGUCGCUGCCGCGUCGCCAACCAGAGAAUAUAGUGGGACUUAUAGGCUAUCAUGGUGCGCCGCUGAACUAUGCGGCAGGCGAGCUCUCCAUGCCGCAGGCAGCUGCGUCUAGCAGCGCUAGCUUGGAGCUUGUGGAAAUGGACAAGACUUUGCUGCAGAAAAUGGUGCUGCUGGUGCUCAAAUCGAUAGCGGUGACAGUUAAGGAGAUACGCAGCGACUCUUCGGACUCAUCCAUAGAUUCCAGCGACUAUGACGCAUUUCAGGACAUACUGCUGAUAGAGCGUUCCAUACGCGACGUGCUGAGCAAAUUGGAAACGUUUAUAAAGCAAACGCUAGAGUUUCAUCCGGAAUGCCAUUUUAGCAAAAUUCUCAUACACUUGUUUGACGAUCAGGAUGAUCAUUUGAUAGAGGCCAUGGUCUGCACUUUGGAUGUCACCUCGGGCAUUUCGUUUCGCAACAAUGCCUUUCCGGAGCUGCUGGCCAUGCUGAAUCCCGUCUAUACAUUCCUGGAGUUUUUGAAAAUGACUUCGAAUAGCUCGGAUCUAUUGCUCGAUCUGCUGGUGAGCAACGAAACCUGCUUUUUGCUUUAUCUGCUGCGUCUGCUCAAAUAUAUACGCAUGAACUGGACGAUGUUUGUGCACAGCUGUCAUAGCUUUGGCCUGGGCAAUGCCAUGCUGGAUGAAGCCAUGGGCGUGCUCAUACGGCUGCGUCUGCAAAUAUCAAGAUUAGUUUCACGCCAGCUCUAUCCGUACGAUAUAUCGCCAGUGCUGCGAUUGCUCGAGAGCUGCGAGAGUCUCUAUGAGGGCAAUGAGCUUAGUUAAAGUAGAAUCAACCAUAUGCAACCACAUGCCUUAUGCAAUUAAAAUACGUAAUUUAUUAUUAUUUGUUUUAAAAUUGAAUUAGGGUUUUUUAUACAUAUACAUACUAUAUAUUGUAGCUAAAGAAAAAAAACACUAGCACAAAAUUGAAUACAGAAAAGAAAGCUUGUAGAUUUUGUCGCAUAUUUAGCAUUUACUUAUGGACUUCUGUUUAACUCUUAUCUCAAUCUAUAAUUUAAGUUAAAACCUUGUGCUACAAAGCUAAUUGAAAACAAUCAAAUAACAAUCCAUUAAAUUAGCCUAAGAUUGUUUUAAAUCUUGCCUUAAGUAGUAGUAUUAGCAUUUGUUUAAGUACGUUUCUGGUAAAUACGGCUCAUCUGUGCAAUUAAUUAAAUGCGUGUGUAUAUUUUAACUUAUUUGAUUGCAUGGGCGUAGUAGUAGUGACUAUUUUUUAUAU
Drosophila busckii is the source of this 3075-nucleotide messenger RNA. RefSeq names its product protein lines (gene lin). The transcript has 2 exons. Bases 102 to 2621 code for a protein of 839 amino acids. The record is from RefSeq and is a predicted model, not a curated record. Lineage: Eukaryota; Metazoa; Arthropoda; Insecta; Diptera; Drosophilidae.